Messenger RNA from Colletotrichum orchidophilum, 795 nucleotides. RefSeq lists its product as uncharacterized. Bases 1 to 795 code for a protein of 264 amino acids. The record is from RefSeq and is a predicted model, not a curated record. NCBI's taxonomy places the organism in Eukaryota, Fungi, Ascomycota, Sordariomycetes, Glomerellales, Glomerellaceae. The transcript is spliced from 2 exons.
AUGCGUACGCUUCCAGCAAGCGCUGCUUCUUCCGGCGACGGCGACGGCAACGGGCGAGUGAAAAGCGGGGCCCGAAUAUGGCGGUCCGAGGGCGCCGGAGUGUCGACGUAUCGGUUGAUUGAGUAUGCCAAGUCCGAAGAUACGGGAAUUGCGGGUCGCUCUGCCGGCGCGACCGGAACAGGGGUCGGGCCUGUUGGUGCUCCGUUGGAGACUCUACGCGGCCAGAACACCGUGGGGUCAGCAGGAGAGACCUCAAAAACGCGACAGGCUGACUCUAAAGAGUCUGCAGAUGGCUUCACGCUACUCACUUGUGGCUGUAAUUAUACACAGCGCCAGUGGACGAGGGUGGCAUCGUUGCAGUGGGAUAAUCUUGCCAAGAACGAUUCCAGGUCAAGGAACAAAAUUGCUGUACGGGACAGCUGUAUGGUUCGGAUGGGUGGGUGGGGCCGACAGUUGUCCGAAGUUUUUCGGGUGCGGAAUACCGAUGGGUCUUCAGUACCGGAGAGUGAGGGCCUCGAGUUCAUCGGUAUCACUGGACAGAUGGAAGCAGACAACGUCAAGCAAGCUGAUGCAAGAGGUUUAGACGGAAUAUUUAAGAGCAUCAAAUCGCUGGCGGAGGAGAGACGAAACUCAGCUGGGAAGGGUAGGGAGGCCAUCGAACAACCUCUCCACGGAGGCAGCCUUACGCUAGACGAGAGAACGCCUCCCGCGAACGACACCAUCAAGCAACAUGCGUAUGAGAUCCCGCACCGUUGGAGCCAGAACGGCGGUCGCGCCAUCCAAACAGUGACGUGA